Molecule: messenger RNA, 1322 nt
Organism: Ixodes scapularis (black-legged tick)
Lineage: Eukaryota; Metazoa; Arthropoda; Arachnida; Ixodida; Ixodidae
Exons: 1
Coding region: 1-1272 (423 amino acids)
Molecular function (GO): nucleic acid binding
Source: RefSeq, a predicted model, not a curated record
AUGAAGGAGGGCAACUUAAUCAGGCUGGUCCAGGCAUUCGUCCUGAGUCGAGUAACCUAUGUCGCUCCCUUCCUUGACCUCAAGGCAGAUGAGCGCAACAAAAUCAACGCUUUAAUAAAAAGGGCUUACAAGCAGGCAAUUGGCAUACCAAUCACGACCUCCAACGAGCGCUUUGAAGCACUAGGAUUGCACAACACGCUAGACGAGCUUGUAGAAGCACAGAGGAUAGCGCAGAUGGAAAGGCUCACCAAGAGUCCGACUGGCAGACACAUCCUCCAGACGCUACAUAUCAACUACGAAGGAAGACUCGGGGAAAAACACGACAUUCCACCCGAUAUCAGGGUGCAUAUACAUAUCCCACCAUUACCAAGAAACAUGCACCCCGAACACAAUACGGAACGCAGGCAGGCCAGAGCACAAGCACUAGAUAAAAGGUUCGCACACCUCGAGGACGUGGUUUACGUGGAUGCCGCAGAUUACAGUAGUCGCGACGCCAUGGCCACAUCGGUAGUUGAUCGAGAGGGCAAGUUAAUUAAUUCUGGCACGGUCUUCACGACUUCAUCCGAGGUUGGGGAGGAAGCAGCCAUUGCACUGGCAAUGACCUCGUCCUCCCAGAUCAAAUUCAUAGUAAGCGACUCCAAGCCGGCAAUUUUAAAUUACACGAGGGGACGCAUAUCGUCCGAGGCACUCAAAAUUCUACGGACCGGUUUCCACGGAGAUCGAGUUAGGGGAGUUCACAUCGUGUGGGCGCCAGCUCACUCUGGCCUCCCGGGGAAUGAGAAGGCGCACGACGCGGCUCGAGGCUUAACCGACCGGGCCGACGUCACCAACAUCUUUGACGCACACUCGUUCCGCCGGUCGGACAGAGACAGGCUGGUUGCCUAUCGGGACGUGAUGAACCACUACAGGCUGGGAAGGGCUAAAUACCCCGCAGCAGACAGGACUCUGUCCAAAUGGCAGGCAGUGGCGUGGCGCCGUCUUCAAACUAAUACAUUUCCAAACCCCGUGGCGUACAGUCACUGCUAUCCGGGGCUUUACUCCAGCGCAUGUAAGCAUUGCGGGGACAGGGCCGACCUGCAACAUAUGGUCUGGGCCUGCCCCUUUAAAAAACAUAGAAACAACAGAAAUAGAACUCAAACUUUAAUGCUAAACAUUAGAACCUCCGAGCAGUGGGAGACCGUGCUGCUCAGCUCGGACCCGGGUGAACAGGUCCGUCUGGUCCAGAUGGCCGAGGCCGCCGCCAAGGAACAAGAACUCCUGGCCGCCGACUGAGGGGGGAGAGGGGGAGGCUCUCUCAGCACUCCCCCUUCCCUGACCCCAUC